AGGUAUUUCAAAGCGCUUGCUCACUGGCGUGCUCAUCAUCACCGAACGCACGAUCCAUUUCAGUCAUCAUCAUUUUUUGCAUUAUUACCAGAACCAAGUCUCUCAAGAGGCGUCUAAAAACGCACGGACGCUUUCACACACACACACAAAAGCACCCACUAAUUCGAUUUCUUUUUGUUUCCGCCCUAGGCAGAGCAGGACCUCAUAUUUUUCUUCCUGUGCCUUGCCGCUUGCCGCUUACUGUUGUCGUCUGCCACCCAUAAAUCCUCUCUUUCCUUUCCUUCACUGAGGGCAGGGGAAUCUUCCAGUUUUGUAGACUCUCUCGCCAACAACAAUCGAUUUAUACGCCUACACCCACAUACCUUAGCGGCAACUGAUACAUAUUCCUUACCCACUUGAAAAAGAAAUAGUGGUGAGGCGACGCGGUGUGCACGUCAGACCGCGUCACUCUUUCUGUUGUUCUCCAAGCCAGCACCUACGCGUCUGUAUACUAUUGUUAUUAUUAUUAUUUAUUUUUCUCGACAGAAGAUUGAACCGUAGCGUCCGCUGUGAAAGAAGAAAGAAACUGAAGAAUAACGGCAGUAGCAAGAAACGUCAACCACGAGAGGAACGUCAAGGAUCACUCACGCAACCAACGCGCUCGGUCGUCAAGCUGAGAAGCUUGCACAAUCACCAUCGCCGCUGAGUUUCGAAAGAUCAGGGUACAGACAGAAAAGAAGGCAUAAACUGUUUAGAAUGCUAGCCGAUGAAGUGAAACAACAGUACGGGCUGACCAUCCCGUUUUUUGAGGGGACGCUGGAGGAGGCGCAGCGGAGCGCCGCCCAGACCGCCAAGUACCUCAUCUUGUACCUGCACAGCCCCCUGCACGAAAAUACGGGAGCAUACCUGCGCGAGGUCCUUGGCACGGACGAGAUCAUCGCCCUCCUCAGCGAAAGCUGCAUCUUGUUCGGCGUGAGUGUCACAGAGAAGAAGGGGCAUCAGCUGGCCACCGAGCUCGGCGCCCAUGCCUUUCCCUUCGUCGCGGCUCUCUUCCGCCGUAAAGUGAUUCUGCGCCUCCAGGGUUACCACACUCGCGAGGUGUUCCGCCAGGAGUGGCGCCUCUGCACCGAGGACUGGGACACGUACCUGGCAGAGGAGAUCAGCCUUGUGACGGAGCGUGCGGCACGCGAGCAGGCCCGGGCGGCGGACGAGGUGGCGGCCUCCGAGAUGGAGGCAGCGGACCGCGCCCUGCUAGAGGAACUGCAGCGAAAAGAGCAGGCAGAUCGACAGGCCACGGCGGCCCAGAAAGCGGCGGAGGCGAAGGCAGCGGUGGAGCGCGCAGCGACGGAGAAGCAAGAAAAGGAGGAGCGAGAGCGACGGGAGGCAGAGGAGGCACGGCAGCGUGCGCUGGAGGCGCAGCGGCAGCAGCAGAAGGAGGCCGCCAAGGAGCAAGCGAGUGGGCUACUGCACGAGGAGCCCGCGGAGGGCGUGCCCGCGGGCGAGACGGUGCAGAUCAGUGUGCGGUGUCCCUCCGGCAAGCAGUACCAUCGCCGCUUCCUGCGCAGCGACCUCGUCGACCAGUUGAGUCUCUUUGUGCUUACACUGGACGAGCUAGCUGAUGCGACGGAUAUGUCGACGGUGCGCUUCGUGACCGGCUUCCCGCCUGCGCCGCUAGAAUGGGAGCUAGGCGUGACGACUUUCCGUGAUGUGAAGAGCUUGUGUCCUCGCGCUGUAGUGCUGCUACGGCGAUGUUAG
This is a messenger RNA of Leptomonas pyrrhocoris, 1734 nucleotides long. RefSeq lists its product as hypothetical. Gene Ontology annotation, molecular function: ubiquitin binding. NCBI's taxonomy places the organism in Eukaryota, Euglenozoa, Kinetoplastea, Trypanosomatida, Trypanosomatidae. The transcript has a single exon. The coding region runs from base 736 to 1734 and encodes 332 amino acids. The record is from RefSeq and is a predicted model, not a curated record. Gene Ontology annotation, cellular component: endoplasmic reticulum.